Messenger RNA from Lethenteron reissneri (Far Eastern brook lamprey), 3039 nucleotides. Its product is annotated as bromodomain-containing protein DDB_G0280777-like. Gene Ontology annotation, biological process: regulation of apoptotic process. Lineage: Eukaryota; Metazoa; Chordata; Hyperoartia; Petromyzontiformes; Petromyzontidae. The record is from RefSeq and is a predicted model, not a curated record.
CAACAGCUUCCAUCGAGUCGCGAAGUCGUCACCUCCUCUACCUCCUCCUCUACCUCCCCCUCUACCUCCUCCACCUCCUCUACCUCCUCAAUUGCCUCGCGACAUCAACAACCCUCCCACAGCAGCAGCGGCAGCGGAAUCAGCAACAACGAAGUCAACACCCGCCACUGAGGCCUACACCGCCAUGCAGCCUGCGGUCUCUGCCCAAGCCGCGUCGCAUUCUGCGGGGGAGAUUCAGGCGAGGGGCGGUGGCUGCGGCGAGGAGGAGGAGGAGGAGGAUGAAGCGAUGCAGUUGCUGACCAUCGUAACCGGCGAUCUCAUCUCCGGCUACGUGGCUCACCUGACGCAGCAGACGGAGCAGCAGCAGCAGCCUGUGCAGCAGCAGCAGCAGGGGCUGCAGCAGGGGCUGCAGCAGCAGCUGCAGCAGCAGCUUCAGCAGUUGCAGGAGCAGCUCCCGGCGGUGCAGCAACAUCUCCUGCUGUCGCAGCAGCAGCAGCAGCAGUGGAUGGAGAAGCUCUGGCAGCAGCAAUUCCAGCACAUGCAGCAGGUGCAGGAGCAGCUCCAGCAGGUGCAGCGGCAACAGGAGCUUGUGCAGCAGCUGCAGCAGCAGGAGCAGCUCCUGGAUGUGCAGCAGCAGCAGCAGCUGCUGCAGGAGCUGCAGAAGAAGUAUCAGCUCCAGGAGGUGCAGCUGAUGCGUCGGUUCAAGCAGCUGCACCAAAUGCAGCAGGAGCAUUUCCAGCAGUUGCAGCAGUUCAAGGAGUGGCAGGAGCUGCAGCGGCAGGCGCGGAAAAUCCAGCGGCAGCUCCGGGAGGUGCGCUCGCUGCUCCAGACCUCCCGGCGGCUCGUGCGGCUGCGUGUGGAGCUUCUGCAGGAGGCGCUCGACACCCGAGGAGACGCGUUGCUGGCGGAGUUCGAAGCCUCCAUCCCAGACUUUGUGAGGCGCGCGGAGGAGCUGGCGAAGCAAGUGGACCCGCGCCGGCUGGUCGUGACCCUGGCCUGGCAGGUUCUCACCGCGGGGCCCAUGAGCUGGGGCUGCGUGCUGUCCAUGGUGGUGUUUUGCGCGCUGCUCGUCAAGAACCUGAGGGCCUCCGGUCGUCUGGGCGACUCGGAGGAGACUUGGCCCUUGACGGACGCGGUGGCCGCUGUGCUGUUGACCACACGCAAGACCUGGCUCAUGGAACAGGGAGGCUGGGAGGGCUUCCUGCGAGCGUUCGGGCCGGGGACGCCCACCUAGGAGAGGAGCCGCAGACGCCGAGCUCCGAUGGGCGGCGAUUGUGGAGACAAGAAGAGAGAGACAGAGAGAGACAGAGAGAGAGACAGAGAGAGAGACAGAGCGAGACGGAGAGACAGAGACUUUUGACUUUUUACACAACUUUUAUUGCCGCCAGGAGCAACAGCACUGGAGGCGAUUCCGAUAUGAAAUACAGUCACCAGCAAACAAACGAAUAAACGCUGUAAAUCCACACGCCGUGGCGCUAAAUGCAGCGCAACACGAAAGAAAAGUCACGUGGUGGUUGUUGUUGUGGUGGUGGUUGUGGUGGUGGUGGUCAUCUCGCACGCCACGGUGACGAGAGAGCGCCUCAGAAGAGAGAGAACGGCCAUCACCAAGCCAUGUCAAUUUUUUACUUUUCUCUUUACAAAAAUGAGGCUUCCAUUAACGUGUGGUCCGACCUCUGUCAGGCGUUGAACAGUGAAAUAGUACAAGUCGUUCGAAAGUGCAUCGUAAUAUCUGCAUCGUUAAUAUUUUUAAACUUGAGGGAAUUAAUUUUUUGGCAGUGGCAAUGAGAGAUGCAAACAUUGAAAUGGCUCAGGGUUUGAAUCAGAUGAAAAUUCAGAGGAGUUAAAACGUGCUAACUACCAACCUAAAUGUUCAAACAAUUGUCGGGGGAUACGUGUUGAUUGUGUGCGUUUACACAAUUUGACUUGAAGUCUUGAAAACUGGUUACACAGAAACAAAACUUACAGCCAAGAAAUUGUGACGUGUUGUUUUAAAUUGCCUGAAUUUCUGUAAAACACUGUUUAAGUGACAAUGUCAGACUGUUGUUGUCUUUGAUCGUUCAUAAUGAAUUUUGUGUGUUCAGCGUUACCGACGUAAGUCGUGAUUUUUAAACGUAAUCUUAACUUUUAAUGGAACAUAAAUCUUAAGUAAUAGAGCUCUGUGAAAAUAUAUAGCUGGAUACUCGCAGUCACCUCAAAAAAAGUAAGUUUCAUGUUCCGACAAAAGGAUUAUUUUGAAAGUGUUCGUUUUUUUCGGUAAAGUCACGUAGGCAGAAAAUAAAAUAAAAGAUAAAAAAAUAUAUAUUAAAAGAUAAUUGUUUUAUUUAUAUUAUCCAUUAGUAUUUCUACAUCACGUAGGGAAAAAUAAGAAUAAAAAGAAUAAAAACAAUAGAAAUAAAAGAAAAUUUUAUAUCAUUAUUUUAUUUUUUGUUUGUAUUAUUAUUUAUAUAAAUUGUAUUUACUUAUUUUAUACCUACGUGACUUUACCAGAAAACACCUAAGAGUAUGAAUCCUUGCAGUCACGAAAGCGUCAAAUCUAGAAUGGAUUAUUUUUAAAUCUGUUCUCUUAGUGUACUAAGCAACCAAAAACGAUAUCCUCAGGAACAGAGGAUGAAGCUUUAGUCAUGGAAUGUCCCGUCGGGUCCUAAAGAUUGUUGACCUGUGAGAACAUCACGACGUCUUUUAUCUUAUAAUCCUGUGGGAAGUCGACAACAUGCACAACACAGCAACACUCACGACAAACAUCGUUUAGUUCCUGUCGGCAUUGGUCAUGACGUAUUUAUAUCGUGUACAAAGUCCUCUUCAAAGAUCUCUGGCCAACGUGAAAGAGUCAAAAUUACCCCUCCCCCCCCCCCGCCUCUCGUGGUGCCCCAUCUGCCAGCGGUGGCACGAGCAGGAAUUGCAGGGCUGUGCCAUCUACCUUUGACACAAUGUCUGCCAAUAAUGGGGGGAUCAAUAAAAACACGGUGAGUGUUGACUGAGAUUACAUUAUUGAUGUGAAACUAUCUGCAAUAAAUGACGUGCUGCGUCCCUUAAAACAUU